This is a messenger RNA of Liolophura sinensis, 1105 nucleotides long. RefSeq lists its product as uncharacterized. The transcript is spliced from 2 exons. Lineage: Eukaryota; Metazoa; Mollusca; Polyplacophora; Chitonida; Chitonidae. The coding region runs from base 1 to 1056 and encodes 351 amino acids. The record is from RefSeq and is a predicted model, not a curated record.
AUGUCGUACGAAACCUAUGCAGAAUUGAAACAACUAGUCUUACCUCACCUGCAACCAAUUGGAACCAACUACAGAGAAGCUAUAUCUGGAGAGCAGAAGCUCGUCCUUACACUCAGAUGUCUCGCAACUGGUUCAUCAUUUGCCUCGAUGACUGUACCCUUCCAUAUGUCCAACACUUCGAUAGCUCGGCAUGUACUAGCAACCUGUGAGGUCCUAUGGAAAGUACUUCAGCCUACCGAAAUGCCCAUUCCAAAUGAAGACAAGUGGAAAAGUUUGGCAAAAAGAUUUGGAGAUUUGUGGGAUUAUCCAUUUGCUAUAGGCAGUCUUGAUGGUAAACACGUGGCAUUGGUUAACCCGAUGAACAGCGAAUCACUUUUCUACAAUUACAAAGGGUAUCCCAGUAUUGUGCUUUUGGCACUCAGUGAUGCUGAUUCGUGUUUUACAUUAGUAGACUGUGGACAGUACGGACGAGUGAGUGAUGCAGGUGUAUUCCAGGCCUCAAGAAUAAGCCAGCUUCUUGACCAGGAGAGGUUGAUCAUACCGGAUGAGUCUUUCAUGGUCAGUACCACAGAGAAACGGAUACCGUUUCAGGUUGUUGGAGAUGAAGCCUUUCCAUUGAAAAAAAACCUCAUGAAGCCAUAUGCAGCCAGAACGCUUGACACAAUUAAGCGGAUUUACAAUUAUCGGCACUGUAGAGCUAGACGUCCAGUUGAGUGCACUUUUGGCAUAUUGGCAAAGAAGUUUGAGAUUUUUCAACGCCCUAUGCGCCUACAACCAGACAGAGCAAUUACAGUCACUAAUGCAUGUACUAUUCUGCACAAUUUCAUCCGUAGAAGAGAUGGACAUAUGAUAGAUCGGACAUCAGAAAUUAACUAUGAAAUCAGGCCUAACAAUGAACAAGGAUUGAUGAAUCUGCGCCCUCAGCAGGGUGGCAGAAACUCAGAUGAGGCCACAGAAAUACGUGAUCUGAUUGCUGCAUUUUUCAACGAUCCUCGCGGCAGUGUCAUGUGGCAAGAUCAGAAUGUGUUCCGAAAUGUCCUUCUUCUCGAGGACUAGAAAGUCAAAACAAUUUGAAACUAUUUGCAAGCAAAACACUGUUCAUAAA